UGUCCCAUAUCAUCGAUGGUGUCCCAUAUCAUCGCUGGUGUCCCAUAUCAUCCCUGGAGUCCCAUAUCAUCAUUCAACGCUUUAAAUACAUGUACACUGGCAGAUUUUGGCAAAACAACUUGUUGCAGAAUGAGAGUUUUUACACAACUGGUUGCGAUCUGGUCGUUCUACAUUUUGAAGCAAAAUGUUGAAGCGCUGACCUGUCUGAGGUGCGACUACGUGGUGCAGCCUCGACACUGUCAAACGGUUAUCUCGUGUCCAGAGGAUGAUUCAUGCUUUGUUGAGAGGCAGACUAAUGCCUUUGGUGAAAUAGGCUACAGUCUUGGAUGUCUCGCAAAACGUAUGUGCACAAAUUCAACUAACAGUUUGAAUAACUGCACCCUGUGUUGUGACAAGGAUAUGUGCAACCACGCUGGAUGUGGCGAAGAAGGAUAUCCCAUUCAACGUGGACCCGUGUGUUAUAGUUGUGCUAACCCGUUACCCGAAGGUCGUUGCCAUAGUAUUGACGUUUGCAGGGAAGGAGAGGUGUGCAGCCUUAAUGGUCAUGACAUGUUUGGAACAAUUCUAUAUACAUCCGGUUGCAUGCAAAAAGACCACUGUGUUUCCCACCCUGGUGGCGUCCUUAUUGGUAAACGCAGUCACGUGGCAUCCACACGAACAAGGUCAAACGGACUGCAUGACUGUUUCCGCUGUUGUAAUGCUGACCUGUGUAACAACAAUUGCCAAACUAGAGUGGACGGCCAAUGGAGUUCAUGGACUGCAUGGUCACUUUGUUCAUCUCACUGUAACCAGAACCAGACUCGGGCGUGCAACAAUCCAGCACCGAUAGGUGACGGGAGAGAUUGUCCAGGCCUGACGACGCAAACACAAGGCUGUUACACAGACCAAUGUCGAAUUGACGGACAGUGGGGUUCAUGGACCGCAUGGUCACUUUGCACACCUCACUGUAACCAGACACGGACUCGAGCAUGCAACAAUCCAGCACCUCAACAUGACGUGAGAGAUUGUCCAGGCCUUUCUACGCAAACACAAGGAUGUUACGCAGACCAAUGUCGAGUUGAAGAUUGCUCCCAGCUACUAAGCACUGAUGCUUCCAGGCAUAGUGGUGUGUACACCAUCACCACCCAUAUCUCUCACACCAAGAUCCCGGUGUACUGUGAUAUGGAGACGGAUGGGGGAGGAUGGACGGUUUUUCAGAGGCGAUUUGACGGAAGUGUGGACUUUUAUCGAACUUUCAUUGAGUAUGAAAAUGGCUUUGGAAAUAUUAGUGGAGAACAUUGGCUAGGUCUUAAAUACAUAAGCGAAAUUACUUCAAAGGGGUUUAACAAACUUCGUUUGGAUGUUACGCAUUUCAACGGAAGCAAAGGUCAUGAUGUAUAUGGCAACUUCAGUCUGGAACCUGGAACCAACUAUAUACUGAAUCUUGGAGCAAAUUUACAACUGAGUGGCAUUUCGUCAGAGUUUCAGCUAAACUCACACGUCCCCGGCGCACCCGUUGGUUGUGGAUUCAGUACCUAUGAUCACGAUGUCGAUAAGGUUUCGACUUUUUCGUGUGCGAUUCAAGAUCAUGGAGGCUGGUGGUAUAACUCCUGCUAUCUAAUGAACAUUAACGGAAGGUACCGUCCUGGAGUGACCAGCGCGGAUGUCAUGCGCUUUGCAUAUCGCGAGGGUCUCAAUGCCAGUUUCUUAAUGUUCAAAAGAACUUGACCGAUCCUGAUAAGAAUCACAACAAUAUGUGAUAUCUAUGUAUAUCUAUGUUUUGGCAUUUUGAUAACAUUGCAUCAUAUUAAAUAUAUUUAAUUGAACGAA
Dreissena polymorpha is the source of this 1809-nucleotide messenger RNA. Its product is annotated as SCO-spondin-like. Lineage: Eukaryota; Metazoa; Mollusca; Bivalvia; Myida; Dreissenidae. The transcript is spliced from 14 exons. The coding region runs from base 16 to 1707 and encodes 563 amino acids. The record is from RefSeq and is a predicted model, not a curated record.